Plasmopara halstedii is the source of this 1644-nucleotide messenger RNA. RefSeq names its product phosphoenolpyruvate carboxykinase. NCBI's taxonomy places the organism in Eukaryota, Oomycota, Peronosporomycetes, Peronosporales, Peronosporaceae. Gene Ontology annotation, molecular function: phosphoenolpyruvate carboxykinase (ATP) activity; ATP binding. The transcript is spliced from 2 exons. Gene Ontology annotation, cellular component: cytosol. The coding region runs from base 1 to 1644 and encodes 547 amino acids. Gene Ontology annotation, biological process: gluconeogenesis. The record is from RefSeq and is a predicted model, not a curated record.
AUGUUAAUGGCUGCUCUUCGUGUAAGUCUGCGCAUGCAGUGCAUUGGAUCUGUAAAACUAAUGAAAUCGACACAUUUGUUGUCGUCAUCCUUUGCCUUGCGUACGUUUGCCAAUGCAAGCGCUUCAUCACUUGGUCUUGAAAAAUUUGGUAUCACGAACGCCAAGACUCAAGUUCAUCACAAUUUAAGCUACGAUGAAAUUGCUGCUCACGAAGAGAGAAACAAUGAAGGUCAAUUUAUUAAGAACGGCACGUAUACAAUUGACACUGGCAAAUUUACGGGCCGUUCGCCUAAAGACAAGUAUAUUGUGGACCAGGCCCCAUCCAGCAAAAAUAUCUGGUGGGGCGACAUUAAUCAUCCUGUCUAUGUAUUUGAUGGGUACGCUGGAGCUCAUGCUGCUUCGCGUAAAAAAGUUCGCUUUAUCACAGAGCUAGCGUGGCAACACCACUUUGUGACCAAUAUGUUCUUGCGUCCGAAGACGAAGGACGAAAUUGCAAAUUUUAGACCGGAUUUUACCAUUGUGAAUGCGUGUAAAGUUACGAACAAGAGUUACAAAAAGCACGGCUUGAAUUCCGAAGUUUUUGUCGCGUUUAACAUUGAAAAAGACGUGGCUGUUAUUGGUGGUACAUGGUAUGGAGGAGAGAUGAAGAAAGGCAUUUUUUCUAUGAUGAAUUACUGGCUACCACUUGAUGGAAUCAUGGCCAUGCAUUGUUCGGCUAACAAGGGGAAGGAUGGCGACACGGCGCUUUUCUUUGGUUUGUCUGGCACCGGUAAAACGACAUUGUCAGCUGACCCACAGCGGUAUCUUAUUGGUGAUGAUGAACAUGGAUGGGAUGAUGAAGGUAUCUUUAAUUUUGAAGGUGGCUGCUACGCUAAGACUAUCAAUCUGAGUGCUGAGAACGAGCCAGACAUUUACAACGCCAUAAAACGAGAUGCACUGCUUGAGAAUGUGUUUGUCGACACUAAGACAAAAAUUCCAGACUUUUACAACACGUCUAAGACCGAAAAUGGCCGUGUUUCGUACCCGAUUCACCACAUCCCGAAUUAUGAGCCUACAUCGAGUGGUGGUCACCCAUCGAAUGUUGUGUUCCUUACCUGUGACGCUUAUGGCGUACUACCACCUGUUUCGAAAUUGAGUGACGGUCAGGCCAUGUAUCACUUCCUAUCUGGAUACACGGCAAAGGUUGCUGGUACAGAGCGUGGCGUCACAGAACCAACGGCUACUUUUAGCGCAUGUUUUGGUGCUGCUUUCUUACCCCUGCAUCCGACCAAGUACGCUGACUUGCUGCAGAAAAAGUUACAGAGGCACAACACAUCAGUUUAUCUUGUCAACACGGGUUGGACCAGCGGUGGAUACGGCGUGGGCAAACGCAUGAGUAUUAAAGACACACGAGCUUGCAUUGACGCAAUUCUGGACGGCUCAAUUAAAAAGUCGGAGUUUACAAAGGAUCCCAACUUUGGCUUUGAGGUGCCAAAGAGGCUUGGCAGUAUUCCUGAGAAUGUGCUGAAUCCACGUGAAGCUUGGAACGACAAAGAUGCGUAUGAUGCUACAGCCAAGAAGCUCGCGGGUAUGUUCAAAGAAAACUUCCGAAAAUAUGUAUCCCCUGGCGUCACGGACUACUCCAAGUUCGGCCCGAAGGUAUGA